Molecule: messenger RNA, 591 nt
Organism: Nomia melanderi (Alkali bee)
Lineage: Eukaryota; Metazoa; Arthropoda; Insecta; Hymenoptera; Halictidae
Source: RefSeq, a predicted model, not a curated record
AUGGGAUCACUGGUGACCACCAAGCUCCUCGCGUUCAAUCUCGUGCUGAUACUCUGCCAGGCUUAUUCGAAGUCCUCGAAUUCGGAGCUCGCCGAGAUCCUUCGCCGACCGAUCAGGGCUCUGACGUUUCCGGAGGAGAGCACCAGUGGCCUGUUCUUCGCGUUGGCGGUGCCGCUGGAGGAUCCAUACAAAUCGAUUUCUCUGGCGAACUUCUUCGAGGCCACUUACACGCUGCCGACGAACGCUAGCGACGAGCUUCCCUGGACGGAAAUUGAACGGGCGAGGAGGAAAAGGAGGAGCCUGGACCGGGCCACCGUUUAUCAGGCUGUGGCGAACAAGUUUAUCAGCUACGGUUAUCAGGGUCACGAGUGUCUGCUGAGGGCAAUUUGCGAAACUUCGGAGCAUUCCCUGAGACAUAACGGGCUCAUCGGUGACAUUCUGCACGUGAUCUUCACACCGACGAGCUCGCGACACGAGGAACUGCCGCAGGACAUUCUUCAAGCUGAAGUGGCCGGACGUAAUGGAGGCUGCUCGAAGUACCAACCGCAAUGCCCCGUGGGACUCUUCGACUUGAUUGGAGUCCUCGGCUGA